AUAUACAUGUACAAUACGUUUAUGUACAGUAGUACGGUAUACUUCUAUCAUUUAUACGUACCCUCGUAUUUAUACGUAUAUUUAUUUAUACUUAUUCGUACUCUCUGUGUGCACAAUUCAUGCAAACAGUAGAAAUAUUGUAUCUGCACGGUGAGCAGUGAAUGCAAUAAUGCUGAAGUAUUGUACAUCCACAUGUAUCUACGUAAUAGCUCUGAAUCCCCACGAACAUUGUUAUUACAAUUCUUAUGAUGGGACCUGAAGCGUUGAACUUCAGCGCUCCAGGUAGCUGCGAAAUUUCGCCAUCGUUUCACAAAACAAUUACAGAUGUUUUUUACUGUACAGAUAGAUGUCUUUUACAAUAAGCAAAAUUGUUGGGCAUCCGGAUUCAAAAUUCAACAAAAUAUUUCAUUAAGCAGAAAUUUUCACUCGUAGUUGCCCGUUUUCAUGUAUGCUUAUAUUAAUAUUAGCAUCCCGCUGGUAGUGGAUUGCACUUGCGUAUAGAGAAUGCGUAAUAAUAAGCGUUUUACGAGUUCCAAAUGCAAAAGCAGAUAGUCCGAAACUGAUGCUUUGUUCUUCAAAAGACAGCAACAAGUCGACACGUGCGCAUUAACUAGUUCCGUCUAAUGUUCUAAACCAAUUAUUGGUACCGGUUUUCCUGAUCUGUUAGAUAGUCAUCUUGUAUAAAUCAGUGAUUUCUCCGAGCUUUGUAUCUCGAAGGCAUAACUCGAAGUAAAUGUAUAAAUGCAUGAGAACGUUAAUAAUGACUUAUAAAACGAAUUUUUAGACCUCUGUUUUGGCCUGUGUGCAAAUAAUAAAACGAGAAGUCGUUAAUCAUCAGGCUGCACCUGUUUUUUGUCUCAUAUGUAACACAUCCGCGUAACGCGGUGGACAGUUUUUCUUGGGUUAAACGGAAAAAAUGCAUCGCACAAUUUUGUUAACAUUGGCAAUAUGUUCUGGCUACGGAAAUGCUUAUAUCCGUUAUACGAUUAUUGGUCCGAAAAGUGUACAGUCAAAUACCACGUUUCCAAUUUCCAUACUGUGUGAAAAUGCCACUUCUGACGUUAAAGUGGAUGUCACGGUUCGUCCCUACGAGUCACCCAAGUGGGCAUGGGGAAAUGGUUCCUAUCCGGGCCAAUUUAUGUUCCCCAAAUCAUUCACCUUAAAACUGAAUCAACUAACACGUUUGGAAAUUGACAUCCCUGAUUUAUCACAGUAUCCAGAUACAGGAAACCGUUUAGGACUUUCGAUUAACGGGUCAGAUUCGACCGAUACUUUCUAUCGAUCUUACGAGUGGUCAAUCGGCGUCCGCCAACCGGCGCCAGUGGACGACAAGCCGUUAGCUUUUAUUCAAACCGACCAGCCGUUGUACAAAGCCAAAGACACGGUAGGCUUCCGAAUCGUCACUGUCAAUCGGCAACUGCACCCCGUUCGAAUACCUUUAACCGUGCAGAUACUGGAUCCCCAAAACAACAUUGUUAAGCAAUACAGCAAUAUUUCUGACACCGCUGUGACAGGAUAUUUUUCUGGAGAUCUACUGCUCUCCUCCGAACCGCUAUUGGGCUCGUGGACAAUCGAAGCGCGCACGUCAGUUUCCCAAAACGUUAUUGGAAAGAAGCAGUUUUCGGUUGAUGAAUACGUUUUGCCCAGAUUCGAUGUUAAAAUACUUUCGCUUCCGACGUAUGUGACACCAUCGGAUACGGUGCUGACCUUCUCCAUCGAAGCCAAUUAUACCUUUGGCGAGCCCGUAAAAGGUCAACUCGAUGCAGUAUGGAAGCGCAGCUGGCUAUAUUACGAAAAAACAACUGGAAGGAAUAUUUCGGUGAACGAUUUUAAUGGACGAUCAGUCGUUACUCUAAAUAUUACUAACGCCGUUCAUGCUUAUGGUGAUUACGACUCCGACGACAAACUAAUGGUCAGUGUUAAUUUCACGGAAACACUGACUGGACAAUCCAAGGUGGUCACCGCAAGCAUUCCGAUCCGUACAAGAGCGUACAAAGUAGAAAUACUGGACAAUGCCGGCACAUUUAUACCGGGAUUUCCCUAUGCUUUCCGUGCACGGGUCAGCGAUCUCGAUGGACGUCCGCUUUCUCCCAGCACAAAGCCGAUUAAAAUCGGUUACACACUGUACGACAAACGGGAUAAGCAUCGAGCAAAGCGCAUAUAUCUGCGCAGCAAUUUCAGCUCGCUAGAUCUGGCAAACAGUAUGGACUUGAUGGGCGGCACGCGCGUGAUUCAUACCAAACUCAGACGGUUAAAUCGUCCACGGUCUGACGAUCAGCCGUACAACGAAGUUCUCACUUUGCCAGUUCCCCCAAAUGGCCUUGUCGAUGUGAUAGUUCCAAUCACAAAUGAUACUCGUCGAAUUGAGGUUAAAGUAAAAUAUAUGGACGACAGCACAACAUUUACGACAAUGGGAAGAGAAUCUCCAAGCGGCAGUUUUCUGGAUAUCAAGCCACUAACGCCUGAUAUGAGAAAGGGAAAAACAGUCACUUUUGGAGUCAACAUGACAACCAGAACAAACGAAACAAUACAACUUAUCCUGCAGUCCACCUCGAACGUUAGUUUCCUGUGGACCAAUUCAACUUCAGAACCGGGCCGAUCUAUAUCGAUUUCUGUGCCGCUUUCGGAUUUCUUUGGUUCGAAUGGGCGUCUUAUAGCUUAUUACGUCCGUGAUGACGGUGAAUUCGUUGGGAACAUCUUUAUCAUAUCUGUAUCCUCUCUGACGACCAUAAACGAGGUCAAUAUCUCUGCCGAAGCCAAAAGCGGAUUAGGGUACGUUCAGCCCAAUGAGGAGGCAGUGUUCAAAGCCAAGACUAGUCCUUCGUCAUUUGUCGCCUUUUUGGCUGUGGAUGAAAGUCUGCUGUUGCUGAAAACCGGCAACGAUAUUUCAACAGAAGAGAUAAAUAAAGCCGUUGGAAACGUAAAACCCAAGCCAGAGCAAUCAGAUACGUAUUCCGUAGACGACAUUUUCAAGAAAAAUCCCUCUGAAUCUGAUCUGUUCAUCUUGACGAACAACGUUUUCCCCUCAUCAAGAGAAGGACCAGAAAUUUAUUAUUCGGCCAUGUUUAGCAAUGCUUUGUUUGAAGACUUUGUUGGUGGGGCAUCUCCCGGAAGGUUUCCAUCAUCGUUUACCAAAAAUGAGGAUUCUGCAAAUAACCUGCAACCUCCAGCAAAAAACCGAAAAGAUUUUCGACAGAGUUUCCUUUUCGAAACGGCAACAUCCAAUGCGGAUGGUACGGCAGAAAUACAAUCCAAAGUACCAGAUGCAGUAACCACUUGGAAAAUAACAGCUUUCAGUCUGAGUAAUACAAGCGGGCUUGGGCUGACCCAAAUUCCGGCAAAGCUCAAAGUAUUCCAACCCUUUUUUGUGGUGCUCAACCUCCCGUUCAGUAUCGUGCGCUAUGAAAACCUAACGGCAGAAGUCCUCGUAUUCAAUUACAUGUCACAGCAACAGGAAGUUACAGUCCAGCUGCAGAUCCGUAAUCCUGACAACACAACCAGUGAGCUGAAACAGAAUAUAACUGCCAAACCGGGCGACGGAGUGACCGCCACAUUCAACGUAAUCCCUCAACAAAUUGGCGAUUUGAGGCUGAAAGUGACUGCUCGGUCAGCAUUCGCUGCGGAUCAGCUGGAAAAAACGCUUCCGGUUAAACCGGAAGGCGUGAAGCAGUAUUACAGUCGACCAGUUUUUGUUGACCUCCGUCAAUCGUCCAAUCUGGAGCUGCCACUGACGCUGCCUUCGGAUCCGGCUGGGAAAGUCGCCGGGUCAGAUAAAGUAGAAAUCAAAGUGGUCGGCGAUAUUUUGGGUGCUGCUAUGAAUAACCUGGACAAACUGAUCCGACUGCCAACCGGAUGCGGUGAACAAAACAUGGCCAUAACCACACCGAACUUGGUUGUUGCGAAAUACUUGAAACAGCUGAAUCAGCUUUCCGAAACUCAGAGAUCAAAACUGGUAUCCAAUAUGCAGCUGGGAUAUCAACGAGAAUUAACCUACCGUCACACUGAUAAUUCCUACAGUGCUUGGGGAAAAGCUGAUCCGAUUGGCUCGACAUGGCUCACCGCUUAUGUUGCUCGAGUAUUUUCCGAAGCAACGGAAUUUGUGCCCAUCAUCGAAGACGAUGUUGUACAAUCAGCGGUACGCUUUUUAAUCCAUCAGCAAAAGGAAGGCGGUUCGUUCGAGGAAAAAGGGAAGGUCAUAGACAAACAGCAUCAAGGUGGGGCUUCUGCGGGAGUAGCUUUGACGGCAUUUACUCUCUUAUCGAUUCUACAAUAUCAAGAGUCUGGUAACGAUUCAACGAAUCAGUUGGCGGCUUCGAAAGACAACGCUACUGCUUUCUUGGAAUCCAGGCUACCAACACUGACCAACGAUUCGUACACUUUGGCUAUCACGGCAUACGCUCUGGCAAAAACAAAGAGCGGUAAAAGCGCGUUAGCUCUGGAUUUACUCGAGCAGAAAAUGAUCAAAAACACUUCUGCCGCCUACUGGGCGACUGUCGCGUCUCUUUCCGAUCAAGGGGCUGACGUUGAACAUUCCUAUCCGACAAACGCCAAAGAUGUUGAAGCUACGGCGUAUGCACUCCUGGCGUUCUUGGCUAAUAACAAGUUCGCAUCCUCUCUGCCCAUUGUCUCUUGGUUAAUCUCCAAGCAAAACGCUGAAGGUGGAUUUGUAUCGACACAGGAUACCGUUGUCGGGCUAACCGCUUUAGCGGAAUUUGCCAAAGCAUUCAUUAAUCCGCCAUCCAUGCAAAUCGACAUUAACUACGACCAAAAUAAAAAGAACGUGUCGCUUACCCCAGAUUCCUCGGUUGUCCUGCAGACCGUGGAGCUGCAAAAUAAACCAAAAUCGGUUACUUUAAAAGCGCAAGGCAGAGGAUUGGCGAUAACGUACUUAAGCUGGACAUAUUACGUCGCCAAACCGGCUGAAGAUGUUGCAUUUGACCUUGAUGUUACCAAGACGACUUCUAACGCCGAUCUACGCAUGUCUAUUUGUAGCAGAUACGUUCGUGAAGGCAAGAGUAGCAUGGCGGUCAUUGAAAUAAAUACGCUUUCCGGUUAUCAGUUUGAUGAAGAUGAAAUUCGAAAACUAGUCAAGAGUGUUCGCACUCUACGCAAAACCGAAAUAGAAAACAAGGAAACCAAGUUAAAUCUGUACUUUGAUCAGCUGGAAGAAUCUCCAACGUGCUUCAAAAUAACUAUGUACCGAAUUUAUAAGGUAGCGGACAUUAAAGACCAGAGUAUUGUGGUUUACGAUUAUUACAAUCCCAAAGAACGACGGACGGUCUCAUACAGUCUUUCCUAACCGAAAAGUGUUUUUGGUUUUCGAACACUAUUACGAAAGAAACACAAAUUUGUGCCUAGUGAACUGUUACAUUGAAAUUGCUUGAUUUCUGAAGUAUUACAACGCCGCUACGCCUGAUACAUCACAGUUUGUCAAUCUGUCUAACUGGGAGUAUUAAAAUUAAUA
Paramacrobiotus metropolitanus is the source of this 5464-nucleotide messenger RNA. Its product is annotated as CD109 antigen-like. The transcript has 18 exons. Gene Ontology annotation, molecular function: endopeptidase inhibitor activity. Gene Ontology annotation, cellular component: extracellular region. Lineage: Eukaryota; Metazoa; Tardigrada; Eutardigrada; Parachela; Macrobiotidae. Bases 917 to 5299 code for a protein of 1460 amino acids. The record is from RefSeq and is a predicted model, not a curated record.